Molecule: messenger RNA, 1014 nt
Organism: Aegilops tauschii subsp. strangulata
Lineage: Eukaryota; Viridiplantae; Streptophyta; Magnoliopsida; Poales; Poaceae
Source: RefSeq, a predicted model, not a curated record
AUGCUGCAGCAGGGCGGCACCAGCGCCGCCAGCAUCCACCCGCCUAUCGCCGCUCCCCUGCCUCCCGGAAGCCACACCGACGACCCUCCCCGCCGCCGGCCCGCCCAGACCCAGAUGGGGCCCAGAUCUGGGUCGAGCGGGCGCCGCCAGAUCGCAUCGCCGCGCCGCCCCGCCACCAACGGCAGCGCCGCCGCCCAGAAGAUCCCCCGCCAUCACUCCGGAGAGCACCGCCGCUGCGCCGGACUGCCGCCGCCUGGGAGCACCCCGCAGCGCCGCACGGCCCUGUGUCAGAGCGACCCGCGAGGGGAAAGGCCAGUGGCCGCCGCCGCCAGAGAGAGGGGAGGGGGGCUCGGGGAGGAGGCGCUGGAGGCGCGACCGAUCGCCCGCGGGGGCGACGCGGUCGCGAGAGGAGGAGACUCUGUGGCCGCGCGUCCGCCUGCGCUCGCCAGCCCCGCCGUCGCCGAGCCUGCCGCGCGUGCGCCCGCGCGCCAGCCUGCGCCGCCCCGCCCCGCCAUCGCCGAGCCCACCGCCUCGCCCGCAGCGCCGGCCCGUGCCGCCGCCCACCGCCGCGCGCGCCCGCAUGCCUGCGCGCGCCCUCGCCCGCACGCCGCGCCGGCCGCGCAGCCGCUUGCGCUCGCCCUCGUUCGUGCCCUCGCGCCGAAGCUCGCCCGUACGCCGCGCCGGCCGCGCAGCAGCUCGCCCUCGUCCGCCGUCCUCGCGCCGAAGCUCGCCCGCACGCCGCGCCGGCCGCGCCGCAGCUCGCCCUCGUCCGCCGUCCUCGCCCGCGUCCUCGCGCUGAAGCUCGCCCGCACGCCGCGCCAUACCUCGCCCCUGUCCGCCGCCCUCGCCGUCACGCCAGCAGCCGCGCGCGCCGUGGCGCCCCGCCGCCGCGCCCUGCUGUGCACGUAUGCCGCUGCGCACCAUCGCCGGGCCCCGCUCGCCCCGCCCGUGCCGCUCCGUGCUCACCGCCCUAGCAUGCGCCCGCUGCUCCUGCCUUGCCCGAGCUCAGCGUGA